This is a messenger RNA of Porites evermanni, 1009 nucleotides long. Lineage: Eukaryota; Metazoa; Cnidaria; Anthozoa; Scleractinia; Poritidae. The record is from the annotation of a GenBank genome assembly.
AUGCUUCAUGGCCUUGAGCGGACAGAUGUUCGUUCGAGGAUUCUUGCGAACAUUAAGAAACAUUAUGAAGCUCCCCAGAUUGUAAACAUCUUGAGUCACGGAAACAACCCUGUAAUAUCGCCAGUCAGCUUUCCUUUCAUUCUGCCAUGGUCAAGGGCUGUCAUCUCUCCUCCGACCUUAACGAGGUUCUGGUAUCGACGAGCUUAUCAUGUUUUCAACGUCUUUAAGGGGGCAGUACGAAUAAAAGCGUUAUUUUUCGUUGAUUUCGACCCUUUUACUUACAUAUCUGGCCAAGAUUCCAUUCAAUCCAAAAAUAACUCAAUUAAGUUACAGUCCUUAAUUCAAUAAUUAUUUAUCAACUUUUCAACGAUUUUCGGAUGUUUUUAAUGUAUAAAAUUUAGGGCGGGAGUAGCCUGCGUAGCUGGCGGCAUUGUUUCGGUGCGCCAUUUAGGUUUUGGCGGCGGAGCCGUGAUCCAAAGAAAAAUGUGGGGACGAGGCGUUUGAAUUUCUCGCGGCUUACGCCGCUCUUGGGGGCUUCGCCGCCAGAUCUGAACACUCGACUACUUCACGAUACCGCCAGCUACGCAGGCUAGGAAGGAAGAUGUUUAAAAUUUUGGGAAAAUGAGAAAAUAAAUUAUUGGAUUUGGGGGUUGUUAAAAAUUAAAAUAUGAAGUGAAUAAUUUGUAGACAAUUACCAGAUAGUCCACCACCACAACAAGGUGCCCCUGAUCCCAUCAGCGGACUAACUACACUGGUUUAUGUGUAUACCUUUUCAAACCUAAUUUAUUUUCUUCCCAAAUCAACAUCAUUUCCCCAAAAAACUAACUGUAAUGCCCCCUUAACUUCGCUAUUCUUGAAAUUGGAAAUCAAGGUUCUUCUUUCCUACACCACGUUUGGUUGUUUAAUUUAUUUUAUUUUUCAGAAGAAGGCAAGGACACCACGGGGCAAAUAUAUCAACUCCGAAUCUGGAAUCACACUCACCCCGGUAAAGAAAGCAGAUAACAGUUAA